Messenger RNA from Podospora anserina S mat+, 1470 nucleotides. RefSeq lists its product as uncharacterized. Lineage: Eukaryota; Fungi; Ascomycota; Sordariomycetes; Sordariales; Podosporaceae. The annotation marks the transcript as partial. The transcript has 2 exons. The record is from RefSeq and is a predicted model, not a curated record. Gene Ontology annotation, molecular function: ATP binding; tetrahydrofolylpolyglutamate synthase activity. Gene Ontology annotation, cellular component: cytosol; mitochondrion; cytoplasm. Gene Ontology annotation, biological process: tetrahydrofolylpolyglutamate biosynthetic process.
AUAAAGGACGCAAUCGACACCCUCAACACCCUCCAGACCCCCUUCGCUGUCAUUGAGGCCCGCCGGAAAGCAGGCAUUCGCCCCGAUGCGAACUCCGUCCAGGAAAUGAGAGGCUAUCUGGCCCGGAUAGGUUACUCGACAUCAUCUGAUCUCGAGAAGCUCAACAUCGUGCACGUUGCUGGCACCAAGGGGAAGGGAAGCACGUGUGCUUUUGUCGAUUCCAUCUUGUCAAAAUGGCACCAGACGAAAGGGAUUCCAAAAAAGGUUGGCUUAUUCACCAGCCCACAUUUGAUCGCAGUCCGCGAAAGGAUACGAAUCAAUUCUCGGCCGAUUUCAGAGGAGAUGUUUGCAAGGUAUUUCUUCGAGGUCUGGGACAGGCUAGAGGACAACAGCACAGUUGCGACUGAUCUCGUCGAGCCUGGCACGAAACCAAUCUACGCGCGGUACCUGACUCUCAUGAGCUACCAUGUCUACCUGUCGGAAGGCGUCGACGUUGCCAUUUAUGAGACGGGAAUAGGGGGCGAGUACGAUGCCACGAAUGUGGUGGAGCGGCCUGUGGCGAGCGGCAUCAGCACAUUGGGCAUUGACCAUGUCUAUGUGUUGGGCGACACAGUUGACAAGAUCGCGUGGCACAAGGCAGGAAUCUUGAAGAAAGGCAGCCCUGGUUUCACCAUCGAGCAGGUCGGUUCUGCUGCCGAGGUGCUCAAGAACAGAGCGGAGGAGAAGGGUGUCGAUCUGAAGGUCCUCGAGGUCGAUCAAAGGCUCCAAGGCGUGAGAGUUAGGCCCGAUGCGAAUUUCCAGAAGAAGAAUGCUACGCUCGCAAUUGCAUUGGCUGAGACGGCGCUGAAAAAGCUGGAUCCCGAUUUUAAGCCGGAUGCGGCGGCAUUGCCAAGUGAGUUUGUUGAUGGGAUAGAACAAGUCGUUUGGAGGGGACGGUGUGAGGUCAAAGAAGAGGACAAUAUUAUUUGGCACGUGGACGGUGCGCACACCGUGGAUAGCUUGAAGAUGGCGGCCAGGUGGUUCGUUGAGGAAACCAAGACUGAGGGCAAGGGACCAAAAGUUUUAAUAUUCAACCAACAAGGGCGGAGCGAGGCCGUCGACUUCCUGGACGGAUUAUGCAACACUGUGAAGAACGCCGGUUCGACAGGUCAAGGGUUCCAGCAUGUCAUCUUCUGCACGAAUGUCACAUAUGCCACGACGGGCUAUAAGAGGGACUUUGUGAAUCACCAGUACAACCCAGCUGACAUCGAGAAAAUGACCCAGCAACGUAUAUUUGCUGAGAAAUGGGCAUCACUCGACACAUCUGCCAAGAUUCUAGUGAUACCUAGCAUUGAGGAAGCCAUCAACACUGCGAGAGGGUUGGCAAAUUCUGAGGGAGAAGACGGCAGCAAGGUACAAGCACUCAUCACAGGCAGUUUACAUCUUGUUGGCGGAGCAUUGGGAAUUUUGGAGAAAGCUGAUGCUCUUUAA